This is a messenger RNA of Necator americanus (New World hookworm), 225 nucleotides long. RefSeq lists its product as uncharacterized. The transcript has 2 exons. Bases 1 to 225 code for a protein of 74 amino acids. The record is from RefSeq and is a predicted model, not a curated record. Lineage: Eukaryota; Metazoa; Nematoda; Chromadorea; Rhabditida; Ancylostomatidae.
AUGAAAAAUUCCGCAGUAGAUCAUGUUAAUGGCUUCCUGCUAUUUAAGCAGCUGUUUGGUGUAUUGUUUCUGUCACAGCACGAUGGAAGUAAUGGGAGAAGACAUACGCGGGUGUCCAGAAAGCAGCACCGUGGAUGCAACCAUUGCGAACCAUCUACAGAAGUGCUUUCUGACGCCGCAGCACUUGACACCGUUGAACCCGCCACAAUUCUCAUCGCUUCUUGA